Theobroma cacao (cacao) is the source of this 715-nucleotide messenger RNA. RefSeq lists its product as uncharacterized. The record is from RefSeq and is a predicted model, not a curated record. Lineage: Eukaryota; Viridiplantae; Streptophyta; Magnoliopsida; Malvales; Malvaceae.
CGUGAAUACCAUUGGCUCUUCCAUUUUCAACACCCAAACCACUGGUAGCUGGUAAGUGGUGACAGCCACAGCCUUCAGUUUCCCAGCAUCAACCCCUAUAUAAGAAAGCGUCUUUGUCUUGUUUCAUCAGAAAAGCAUUAGCACUUUUAUUCACAUCCAAAAAGAAAAAAAAAAGUCUUUGCAAGGUUAAACAUGAGUUCAACAAACAGAGCUUGGGUAGCAGCUAGUAUGGCAGCAGUGGAAGGCUUAAAAGAUCAAGGGUUUUGCAGAUGGAACUACACCAUGAGAUCACUGCACCACCAUGCCAAGAAUCAUGUCAGGUCGAUUUCUCAGACCAAGAAGCUGUCUUCUUCAUCAUCUGCAAUGGUUUCAAGCAAAGGAAUAGAUGAGAAGACGAAGCAAGCAGAGGAAUCCUUAAGGAAAGUCAUGUACUUGAGCUGCUGGGGUCCCAAUUGAACAAAUUAAAAGCAAAUGGUAGACCGAAGAGCUGGUUUCUGAUUGCUCCUGACGAGAAAUUUGUCGCAUGAAAAAGUUUCUUCCUCAGAUGGAUUUGCUCUCAAGAGAUUUUGGAGCCUAUUUGCUUAUUCCUACGACUAAAAAUGAGAGAUAUUUAUAUACGAUUGUUUCAAAAUAAUGUAAACUGUAUAUAUAGUCUAAUUCUAUAUCAAAGUUGCAUUCCGAGAUGCAAUUUGGGGAUAAUAACUUCUGCUCUCAA